UAUUUCUUCAACGCCUUGGCAAUGCUGCUCCGCUCAGGCCGUACAAUGCCGUAUCAAGUGCCUCUCCGUAGAAGGGGGUCUGUGAGGACAACAUGUCUGCGUGCAAGUAUGAGAACAGCUCCUGUAAAGUCAGGGUUUAGGCUGCGAAAAACAUCGAAAUGCUAUAUACUAACUGACAAUUCAAAAAUAGUGCAUUUUGAUAUAGAUGAAGAUGGUCAUCAUGAAAUAUCUACCAAGGAUUCACAAUCCCAUGAAGAUAUUGCGUGGUUAAGCGUGUUCACAAGGAAUGAAGCACCAGCAGAUUCUAAAAUUUUGGUGAGCCUCACACAGAGAUCAAAGCUUAAUGAAUUUGUCUUUUUGUGCAAGAGUAAGAAAAAUCUCUCUCUGAAGGUCUUAAAAGCAUCCUGUUCAGAGCCAGAUUGUCCUUCAUUUAAGGGAUGUGAUACGAAAACUUGCAGCCAUGAAAAUCCUGACUUUAAACAGCUGAGUGAAGAGGAUAACCUUUUCAUCAUGCAUAACCAAGGAACUUCAGUGCAGUUCCAGUGCUAUGAAGACAGAAGUUACUAUCUGUGUGUGAAUGAUGACUCACUUGAUAUUCGCAAGCUGGAAAACAAAGAGCCCAAUGAGGAAAAAAAUUUUUACUUCAGGGUGUCAUAUUUGGAGGAAAAGUAACUUGUCUACUUUUCGGUGGCCUAAGUGCCCAUACAGCUCCUAAGAAGAUGAGGAAGUUUGAGACCAGCUAAUUUCUGUUUGGGCUAAAUUUUUACAUUUUCAUAAUUUCUAAGCCACCAACAUCCUUUAUUUCUGGACAUUCAAUAGCAAAAGAGGAAGGUCAAGUUUGAAAAACAUACUAACUGAUCAGUCUCUGUGUCCUACCUUCCAAUUGUGUUUUUAAGGAAACAAAAUAUUCUGGUGUAGGAAAAUAUACAGGGGAUAUUUCAAAGAUGCCAACAAUAAGGAACAUAUAUGAAAAUGAUCAUAAAAUAUGCCAUUAGUUUUCCAUGCAAUAAGCAUUUUACUUUUUAUAAACUGUCUCUUAUAAGCUCACCUGAGUGUGACAAGAAAACUUUCAGAAGACUUUCAGAACUUGUUAAAUGCAUAUGUGCAUAUCCUGACUGACUGACUUGGAGUAAGAAUCAGAAGAGGUCUCUUGACUCUUUCUGAGAGCAAGGGAAGAUGCUGGGAGCUAGAAGAUGUCUCUGCACUUGUAGAUCCAAGCCAGCCCAUGUAGUACACUAUGCAAUUUCAGCAUCUCUCCAGCAUGGCAGCUCUCUAAGAAAAUGUACACAGACCAUCAGAUGCACAAUGUGCAGGCGGAGGGAGGGAGGGAGGUACAUUGAACUAAUGGGCCAUAAGAGAUGCCUGCAAACACAGCAGAAAAUUGCUCUGACAUAUUGGCUUCCACUUCUAAGUCACAGAGGAAAAUACAAUCACAUGUUCAAUUGCAAAGCAGAGUGCAGAACAGCAUCAGAAAAACAAUAUUCAAAAUUAAUGAAUAAAAUAAACACUAAGUGUUCAUGUGGGCUACACUGGAGGAGCCAUAAGAGUACUUACCUUAGAGCUACAGGGUCGGUCAAUGCCAAAUGGAAGAUGUUGACACUUAAAUGUCUAUAGACCAUGCCCUGCAAACCAUAACAUAUUUGAAAUACAUGAGAAAACAACCUGAAAGUUAUCAGGAUCACUAAGGGUUAAAGAUCUGGUUCUUCAUUGCUGUACAUGGACUUCCACUCUGAUUUAGUGGCAAUUUUCUGUGAUGCAAGUAAUUUGAGACUCUAUGUGUAUAAAUGGUAGGCAUGGUGCACCUACACCAAGGGACUGCUGCUUAGUUGCAGCAAAACAGCCUACAAUAUAACACACUUGCAGGAAUAAUCCUGUGCAGGUAUAAUAAACAAUGCACAGCUGAAAUAAGAAUCCUAACAUCAGUCAGUCAAUCACGCCAAUGCACAUUGCAAUAAUGCAAUUUUCUAUUGUAAACUAAGCUCCAAAGGUCUGUGAGGCCUUAAAAGAUUUCACAGCUUGCUUGUUGUAUUCUUCAAAUAGCGAAAAUCUUUAUGUUAGUUAUAAUGCUCAUUGAAGAGAGUUUUUAAAUAUUUUCUAAAUAAUACUUACAAGCUCUGGACCUGCCAAGAGUUCAAUAAACUGCCAAGAGGUAGUGUGAAGAAAAACUCCAAAACUCUAGAUAUUAAUUUCAGCAUUUAUUACACUAGAAUCGAGUUAACUUAAACUGCUUAAGAUGUUACACAAGAAAUAGAUUCAGUCAUAGUAAGUACAUUAGUUUCACUAUCUGAUACACUAACACUUCAUAGUCAUACAUUUAUUGUUGGUAGUGUAGUCACCUCACUAAAUUACAGAAUGUGCUAGAUGGGAAGUUGAUGAAAAGACGACAAGUCACCAUAAAGCUUGUACAAAGCAUAUUAAUGAAAUCAGCAUUGUUGAUAUCACCACAAAAGUAACAUUUACCUCAGUUAAAUUUGAAUCUGUUUUAUAGUUAAAAUUUAAAUUAUGGUUAUAUGCAGAAUUUUGUACUUUUACCAUGUGCCAUCUUUUUAGCAAUUCAAGGGAAAAUAAGCCCUUAUGGAAUACAGCAGUCACAAUUUUGGAUUUGAUAUAUAGGACAGUAAUAUCAUUUGACUUCUUUUCUCAUAAAACACAGUAAAAUCAGACAACUUCAUAAUUCUUAAUGUACAUAGUAAAGCAAGUUUAAAAAUUCUCUAUCCUAAUCUUUGCUGGAGUCUUAUUUUGAUCAUAAAAUCCCUUCAAACUGACAUUUUCCAGUUCCCACUAAUCUAAGUGUCUUGUGAGUGGCAGAAAAGUUUUUAAUAUGUGAGGUGGAAAUAAUUUAGAAAUUUUAUUUUAAAACAGAAAAUCGAAGAAGCCAUUUCAGAAUGGCUUUCAUUUUUAGCCUUUCAGAAAAAUAUAGUUUCAAACACUUUACAAUAAAAUCCAAUGUGUAUAACAUUCAAAUAUGAAAUAUAAUUAGUAUUUUACUGCUUAAAACAACAAUUAUAUUCUUUAACUUUCAUUUAACAGAUGUGAUAAUUAUUAAAAUAAUAUAUAUAUGUCACUCUUGUAUUUCUGCCCUUCCAAAGCUGUGCCUUAAAUAAAGUACUGCAUUUUGUUCACUUAGACCAAUGUAAUGCAAGUAUUCUUCAUAUAUUACUUGUAGUAUUUUGACCAUAUUUUUGACUUCCUGCAAUAAAACCUGUGAGAAAAACUA
This is a messenger RNA of Melospiza melodia melodia, 3217 nucleotides long. RefSeq lists its product as uncharacterized. The transcript is spliced from 6 exons. The record is from RefSeq and is a predicted model, not a curated record. The coding region runs from base 22 to 672 and encodes 216 amino acids. Lineage: Eukaryota; Metazoa; Chordata; Aves; Passeriformes; Passerellidae.